AUGCCCACGCGUAGCCAGGAGCAGCGGAACCUGGAGCGGCACUCCCAGGACCAGGUGAACCAGAAGGUGAGUGAGUUGGUUCAGUUCCUGCUCGUGAAGGACCAGAAGAAGAUUCCCAUCAAGAGAGCAGAUAUGCUGAAGAAAGUCAGCCGGGAGUACAAGGAUGUUUACUCGGAGAUCAUCAACCAGGCGGGCAGGACCCUGCAGCAGGUGUUUGGGCUGCAGCUGGUGGAGAUUGACACCAAACACCACAUGUACAUCCUCAUCAACAACCUGCCCCACACCGAGGGAGUGCACCUGUGCAGUGACAACCAGACAGCGAAGUUGGGGCUCCUCAUCGUCAUCCUCAGCUUCAUCUUCAUGAAGGGCAACUCAGCCAAAGAUG
Messenger RNA from Acanthisitta chloris (rifleman), 385 nucleotides. Its product is annotated as melanoma-associated antigen G1-like. The transcript is spliced from 5 exons. The annotation marks the transcript as partial. Lineage: Eukaryota; Metazoa; Chordata; Aves; Passeriformes; Acanthisittidae. The record is from RefSeq and is a predicted model, not a curated record. Gene Ontology annotation, cellular component: nucleus.